This is a messenger RNA of Sorex araneus (European shrew), 939 nucleotides long. Its product is annotated as olfactory receptor 4F3/4F16/4F29-like. Lineage: Eukaryota; Metazoa; Chordata; Mammalia; Eulipotyphla; Soricidae. Gene Ontology annotation, biological process: G protein-coupled receptor signaling pathway. The record is from RefSeq and is a predicted model, not a curated record. Bases 1 to 939 code for a protein of 312 amino acids. Gene Ontology annotation, cellular component: membrane. The transcript has a single exon. Gene Ontology annotation, molecular function: G protein-coupled receptor activity; olfactory receptor activity.
AUGGAUGGAGCAAACCAUUCUGUGGUGACAGAAUUUGUGUUCCUGGGACUCACCAAUUCCUGGGAGAUUCAACUUCUUGUCUUUGUGUUUUCAUCCAUGUUGUAUAUGGCCAGUAUGAUGGGAAACUCCCUUAUUAUGAUCACUGUAACUUUGGACUCUCAUUUACAUUCUCCUAUGUACUUUCUAUUGGCCAACCUCUCCUUCAUCGACCUGGGAGUUUCUUCUGUCACUUCUCCUAAGAUGAUUUAUGAUCUUUUCAGAAAGCGAAAAGUCAUCUCCUUCAGUGGCUGCAUUACUCAAAUAUUCUUCAUCCAUGUCAUUGGGGGUGUGGAAAUGGUGCUACUCAUUGCCAUGGCUUUUGACAGAUAUGUUGCCAUAUGUAAACCUCUCCACUAUCUGACCAUCAUGAGUCCAAAAAUGUGCUUCUUCUGUUUAGUGAGUGCCUGGAUAAUUGGCCUUAUUCAUUCCCUCAUUCAACUUGCCUUUGUGGUAAAUUUACCCUUCUGUGGUCCUAAUGUGUUGGACAGCUUUUACUGUGACCUUCCUCGGUUCAUCAAACUUGCUUGCACAGACACCUACCGACUAGAGUUCAUGGUCACAGCCAACAGUGGGUUUAUUUCUCUGGGGUCAUUCUUUAUAUUGAUUAUCUCCUAUAUUUUUAUCCUUAUCACUGUUCAGAAACGCUCUUCAGGUGGCUCAUCUAAGGCUUUCUCUACUUUGUCAACGCAUAUCAUGGUGGUCGUUCUGUUCUUUGGUCCUUGCAUCUUUGUUUAUACUUGGCCUCACCCCACAUCCCACAUAGACAAAUUCCUUGCUCUUUUUGAUGCAGUUCUCACUCCUUUUUUAAAUUCAGUAAUCUAUACGUUCAGGAACAAAGAUAUGAAAGUGGCAAUGAAGAAAGUAUGCAGCCAAUUUAUUAUUUAUAAAAGGAUUUCUUAA